AUGACUUCAACACCUAUUCAGUUGGAGACCAAGACACCGACACCAUCCGUAUCGAUAAGCUCCAACGACUGCCAAGUCCACGGACAGUCUGAGACCCCUCAUCUCGACAAACUUCUCCAAAACCGCCCCAAAGCCGAACUUCAAGGUCUCACCGACGCCAUUGACAGCCUAACGCGCGGCGAUCAAUGUGCCAAAUGCGCGGUUCAAGCCGCAGCCACAAUCAUAAUCAGCUUUCUUCAAGAAUUAUACACGGCUAAAAAGACCGGGAAAAUCUCCAAGGAAGAUAAGAAAGCGCUCAAAUCGGAAGUCAAGGGAUUGGUGAAAGGGAUAAAGGGGGAUGUCAAGAUUCGGAAGAAAGAGAUCAAGGGCCAGUAAAUGUUAUCUCUGACCUCAUCGCUGGGGCUCUGAUGUAAUAACAAGGUUCAUGCUAGUCAGGAAAUAUUCAUGACAUAUCCCUCGGAGAACUCUCAGGCUGAUCUGGAGAGAAGCCCGAGACGCGCCCCAAUCCUGAUGAUGAUCAUGCUGUAGAAAUUUACCUCAAUCCACCCCGCACAGAGCAUGCCCCUCAAUUCUCCAAUACCUUCUUCCCCCACGGGGUCCGUGGAGACUCCAGAG
Fusarium redolens is the source of this 615-nucleotide messenger RNA. RefSeq lists its product as uncharacterized. The record is from RefSeq and is a predicted model, not a curated record. NCBI's taxonomy places the organism in Eukaryota, Fungi, Ascomycota, Sordariomycetes, Hypocreales, Nectriaceae. The coding region runs from base 1 to 375 and encodes 124 amino acids. The transcript has a single exon.